Messenger RNA from Malus domestica (apple), 1344 nucleotides. RefSeq lists its product as uncharacterized. Gene Ontology annotation, molecular function: RNA binding. NCBI's taxonomy places the organism in Eukaryota, Viridiplantae, Streptophyta, Magnoliopsida, Rosales, Rosaceae. The record is from RefSeq and is a predicted model, not a curated record.
GACUCGGCGGUGUUGCCGCCGAUAAGACCGUCACCAGAAACCCUAGUCUCUCUCUCGGUUUUUCUUAAUUUUCAUUUCUUAUUUAUUAAAUUAAAGUCACAAAUUAAAUAUUAUCCCUAGUGCAGAAACACGUCGUUGCGUUUGCCCUUGCUUUUGCCAGUGUUUGUUUCAGAUUCCCUCCUCCCAACUCUGAGUAAAUGGAUAGGUUUCAGAGGGUGGAGAAGCCCAAGGCGGAGGCUACGCCCAUAAACGAGAAUGAGAUUCGUAUAACGGCUCAAGGCAGAAUGAGGAACUAUAUUACUUACGCCACCACUCUCCUCCAGGAGAAAGGAUCUGACGAAAUUGUUCUAAAGGCAAUGGGCCGAGCUAUCAAUAAAACGGUUAUGAUUGCUGAGUUAAUAAAGAGAAGGAUUCUUGGUCUUCAUCAGAAUACGUCUAUUGGAUCAACUGAUAUAACUGACGUGUACGAGCCCCUAGAAGAAGGCCUGCUUCCUGUCGAGAGUACUCGGCAUGUUUCAAUGAUCACUAUUACCUUGUCGAAGAAGGAGCUCCUUACAUCCUCUACAGGAUAUCAAUCCCCUCUUCCAGUUGACCAAGUGAAACAGUUGAAUGAUUUUGAGGACGAUGGAGACGGUUCACCUGGAUUCCGAGGCAGGGGUCGUGGUGGCCGAGGAAGAGGCCGGGGUAGAGGAAACUACAAUGGAGUUGGGGAUUAUAAUGGAGAUGGUUGGGAUGGUGGGCGUGGUUAUGGUGGCAGAGGUAGAGGCCGUUCAAGAGGUGGUUCUUUUAGGGGUCGAGGACGAGGUUAUGGUCAGUCAGGUGGAUACUAUGACUAUGUCGAAGGUGCACCUGCCCAAGGCCGCGCUAAUACCGAUGGUUUUGACACAAUGCAUUUAGCUCUCUAUUUGCUUGGUGGGGCUUGUUUGAGAACCAUUUGGUUUUCAGCUUCUAGUUUUCACUUUUUGGUCAGAAAUUAGGAGGUUACGAGGAAGAUAGGAGAGGAUUAAUAGAGGAAGGGUGGUGGAAGGAAACGGAGAAAUGCACAUGGAAUGGUACACAACAUGGAACCAAAAACUGAAAAGAAAUUUCUUUUGUAUUUUUUUAUUUUGAUUUUGUAUGUAACAUGAUGUGCAUUUCUUCCCCCUCCCUCCUACAAUACUCUCCGCAUUCUUAUUCAUCUACCCUGCCAUCUACUUUCUCUCUAUACCUAGUGAAAAAAACUGAAAACUUUAAACUUAAAAUCAAAUGGUUAUCAAAUGGGCCCUUAGAAAGUGGAAACUUUUGCGUUCUCAAAUAAUUAAUUCAUAAGUAUCGUGCUCACUGAAUCUUUGGAAUGUGGGAAUG